Molecule: messenger RNA, 441 nt
Organism: Aspergillus versicolor CBS 583.65
Lineage: Eukaryota; Fungi; Ascomycota; Eurotiomycetes; Eurotiales; Aspergillaceae
Exons: 2
Coding region: 1-441 (146 amino acids)
Source: RefSeq, a predicted model, not a curated record
AUGGCAUUUGCCACAGGGACUUCGGCCCGCACAAACUUCUUCUUCGACAAGAUUCUCUUAGAAGAGAGCGACAGCGACGACAGCGACGAGCAUGACUGUGUCUUUUGUAUGAAGGAGGACUUUCUCACAUCUGGGAGUGGUGGGGAUGACAAUGACAAAGGCAAACCCGUCAAUGAUGGCAGCAGCAAUGAACAUAAGCUUGGCUCGCCAGUCAAAAACCUCAGCCCCCUUCAAUGGACCCUUGACUUCAGUGAAGUUAGACAUUUUCUUAGGCGGUCCGAUGGGAAACUCUGUCAUGGAAAGGUUUCUGGGGUGGAAGAGUACCUGCUUGUAGACUUGCUCUCAAAGAUGCUCAGGUAUGAUCCCAGUGAGCGUCCAACAGCUGAGCAGGUCCUGAAGCACCCCUGGUUCUCAUUUGGGAUGAAGAAAAGGGAAAGAUAA